UUCUAAUUGGCGUUGGCAACACCAAGGUUGACAGCAAACUACAAAGUUCUUUUUCUCCGUGACUCCUGCUGUUAAAGAUGGCACCAGCUGCUAAAACUAACAAAGGUGAUAAAUCUACCGCCAAGCCGGCCGAAAAGAAGGCUGCACCAGCUGCCGCUGCCAAGGGCAAAGUUGAAAAGCCAAAGGCUGAAACUAAACCUGCUGCAGCUGCCGCUAAAAAUGUUAAGAAGGCACCAGAGGCUGCUAAAGAAGUAAAGGCAGCUGCCAAACCCGCUGCCGCUAAACCAGCGCCAGCAAAAGAUGCCAAAAAAGCUGCACCAGCUGCUGCCGCUCCCAAGAAGGAUGCCAAGGCUGCCCCAGCUAAGGAUGCAAAGAAAGCAGCACCUGCUGCUGCAAAGCCCGCUGCUGCCGCUUCGGCUAAGAAGGUUGAACCAGCUAAGGCUGCUGCACCCGCAGUUGCUCCCGCUGCAGAAAAACCAAAAGCACCAGUUGUCAAAGCCGCUAAGCCUCAACGCAAGUCUGUGACAGCUGCUGCUGCAUCUGCUACUUCUGGCAAAGUAACCAAGAAGAACGUAUUGCGUGGCAAGGGACUGAAGAAGAAGAAGGUGUCGCUCCGUUUUGGAAUCGACUGCACAAACAUUGCUGAAGACAACAUCAUGGAUGUUGCCGAUUUUGAAAAAUACAUUAAGGCCCGCCUUAAGGUUAACGGUAAAGUGAACAAUCUUGGCAACAAUGUGACCUUCGAGCGUUUGAAGAUGAAAUUGUACGUCAACUCUGACGUGCACUUCUCCAAAGCCUACUUGAAGUAUUUGACCAAGCGUUACUUGAAGAAGAACAGUUUGCGUGAUUGGAUCCGUGUUGUAUCUAAUGAUAAGGACUCGUAUGAACUUCGUUACUUCAGAAUCAGCUCUAAUGAUGACGAAGAUGAGGAUGCCGAGUAAACUUGUUUUUGUAAUACAAAUUUUUAACGAAAAAAAUACAAUGCAGCACAAAUUGAUUUUGUGUCAAACAAAAGCUGGA
Molecule: messenger RNA, 1020 nt
Organism: Ceratitis capitata (Mediterranean fruit fly)
Lineage: Eukaryota; Metazoa; Arthropoda; Insecta; Diptera; Tephritidae
Gene: RpL22
Product: 60S ribosomal protein L22
Exons: 3
Coding region: 78-941 (287 amino acids)
Biological process (GO): cytoplasmic translation
Cellular component (GO): ribosome
Molecular function (GO): RNA binding; structural constituent of ribosome
Source: RefSeq, a predicted model, not a curated record